UAGACCUCUUGCUGCUUUGCAAAAGAUGCGUCGGUAGUAUUUUGAGUCAAUCAGAUUGCCUGAAUACUGGACUUGAUACCUUCUUUUAACUUCAAAUUUUGCCACAAAACUCAGGAAUGUUUUGAUUCCUGAGUCCAAGCACCCUUGAUCUAUACAAUGAAUCUCAACAUAUCCGAGCAGGAAAUGCAAAGUUCCAGCAGCUGUUAUGUAGAAGGAGACAAAACAAAUCAGCUCCCCACGCACCUGAAAAGAAAUUUCUUUGAAGAGUCUGUGUCCUCCUAUUCCAGCAGGGCCAUCAUUUCUCAUUUUCUGGACCAAGCUACAAAGAAAAAUAAUUUAACAGCUCAAGACUUUGACUUCUCAUCAAGGAAUCUGUCUCAUUCCACUUCAGAAUCGUUUCAGGAGGAUAGAAGCAGUGACUGCUCCAAAGAUAGUGUACAGGACCUUGGCUCGCCUUUCAGUCAGUACCACACUUCAAAAACCAUUGAAGGGGAUCGAAUGCUCGACAAACACUUGCAAGCAAAGAGGGCAAGAGUAGAGAACAUCAUCCAAGGAAUGAGCAGUUCUCCAAACUCCAUUCUCCUCAACAGUGAGCUUGAGAGGGACUGUAGCCAACAACCUGGAAGUCUGGCAGACCGAUACAAAGAGAAUAAACGGAAGCAGAGACUUCCUCAACAGCAGCAAAAGCAUAAGGAGAAUCUCUGGAAACUUCCCAAAUUAACUGCACCCCUGAAGAAUAACAAGAGAGAGGAGUGUCAUAAAUUGAAGCAGCAGCUACAGGACAUGCAGGGAAAACUCCUUGAACUUCAAGAAAAGUUUUUCCAGAUGUACGAUGCCAGUGAGUCUGAACAGGAGGACACCUCUGAUUCUAGUUUCCACGUGGGUGGCCCUGAUUGCAAUGGAGAGAAUGGAGAAAAUACUCCAGAAAGAUGCCUUUCAGAAAUGGAUCAAGGUUAUGACUAUGCUCAAUCGUUUGGCCAAGAAGAAGAACUGACAAUGCAAAAAUAUGCAAACAAACAUGAUGUAAACAGGAAAUUCAACAAUCAUACACACUUUUCGUUCUCUCUUGUCAAGGGUGGCUAUCUUGCAGAGGCCCUUAAAUAUGAAUUAACCAAUGCAGUGGUUCAUAUUGUAGAUUCAGCAGUGCAGCUGUUCUCUCUGAAACCUUCAAACAUCUCUUCCCAAGCAUUUCAAAACUUGCCAACCUCUCUGCCUAAUGAGAACACAAACUUGAGGAUGGCCAGUCAUGGGCUUCGCUGCUCUCCAGAUUCAAUGAUGAUACACAGAUGUCAUGACCAUUCUCAAAACCCUCCUAUCUAUGACAUUCAGGAUCAGACAGAAGCAAUACCAUUAGUAGUGAGAAAAUCCUUCCAGAACCAAUCUAGCAUUGGUAACUCUGUUAUUAAACAAUCUUGCCAAAUGCCUAAUACCGAGACACCUUUAUCAUUAGCGCUAGGCUCGCAAAUGCCUUUGACUGAAUUGCCUGAACCUGUAUUGAGAUACGGUGUGCACAAUGACAUAAGACAUUGCCUGUCAGCUACUGCAAAGGAUACUUCAUAUUCUGAAUCAACGCCCAUUUCAUGGGAUGCAGGCAAACUGAGACCAAAGGUUAUCUCGCAUCAUACGGCAGAUCAACCAUACCCACGCUUGGGUCAAAGUGCAGCAGAGAAUCUCUGUCUUUCUCGCAUCAAGUCUGAAUGUGGAGAGCUGCAUUCCAUGGAAGAUGUCACUUCAUUCAAAUCCGUUAAUGUAUCCUUUCUAAGUGUCGUUUUGUUUAACAGAUGCAUCACGUCACAGCUCAUCAAAUGGUUCAGCAAUUUUCGAGAGUUUUACUAUAUCCAGAUGGAGAAAUUUGCCCGACAGGCUGUAAAUGAUGGCAUAACCAAUGCCAAUGAUCUAAAAGUCAACAGAGACUCCGAACUUUACCGUGCACUCAACAUGCACUACAAUAAAGCCAAUGAUUUUCAGAUUCCCAAGCAGUUUUUGGAAGUUGCGGAAGUGACGCUUCGAGAAUUUUUUAAUGCAAUCUACUCUGGAAAAGACUCAGACCCUUCCUGGAAAAAGAACAUUUACAAGGUGAUCUGUAAACUGGACAGUGAGGUCCCUGAGAUAUUUAAUUCUCAGGGGAGUCUGCAAGACAUCUUGUACAAUUAG
Rhincodon typus (whale shark) is the source of this 2154-nucleotide messenger RNA. RefSeq names its product prospero homeobox protein 1-like. The record is from RefSeq and is a predicted model, not a curated record. Lineage: Eukaryota; Metazoa; Chordata; Chondrichthyes; Orectolobiformes; Rhincodontidae. The transcript is spliced from 3 exons. Gene Ontology annotation, molecular function: RNA polymerase II cis-regulatory region sequence-specific DNA binding; DNA-binding transcription factor activity, RNA polymerase II-specific. Gene Ontology annotation, biological process: regulation of transcription by RNA polymerase II. Gene Ontology annotation, cellular component: nucleus. Bases 157 to 2154 code for a protein of 665 amino acids.